Darwinula stevensoni is the source of this 417-nucleotide messenger RNA. Lineage: Eukaryota; Metazoa; Arthropoda; Ostracoda; Podocopida; Darwinulidae. The record is from the annotation of a GenBank genome assembly.
AUGCCAACAAAUUCCUUAAUUACGCGCGUACCUGCACUCACAUCACGCAACUUCAUCUGUCUGGAGCAGAGCGUACAUCAUAAUGGCCGCGAGGACAGGAUCUGGAGUUUCGAUUGCGGUCCCGUGGAAACGGGAUACUCGGCGUGCUCUCAGUCCGGCUACGUCAACCAAUACGACGAACCCAUCUCUUACUUGUGUCCCGGCAAUGGCGUCGUCGCUGGAGUCGCAAGCGUGCAUUCCAACACCGCCGAGGAUCGCCGAUUCGACUUCAAAUGCUGCUACUUGGAAGGAGUUUUCUGGACAGACUGCUACGUCACUUCUUUCCUGCAUGAUUUCGACCGACCCUUGGACUAUUCCGUCGACCCUGGCUAUUACAUCGUCGGUGGUUUCAGUAUUCAUUCCAAUCGCCAGGAGUGA